Molecule: messenger RNA, 4935 nt
Organism: Phyllopteryx taeniolatus (common seadragon)
Lineage: Eukaryota; Metazoa; Chordata; Actinopteri; Syngnathiformes; Syngnathidae
Product: rho GTPase-activating protein 19-like
Exons: 12
Coding region: 297-1646 (449 amino acids)
Biological process (GO): signal transduction; regulation of small GTPase mediated signal transduction
Cellular component (GO): cytoplasm
Molecular function (GO): GTPase activator activity
Source: RefSeq, a predicted model, not a curated record
GGUUCCGUGCCCACAUACCUAAGUACCGUUGCUGUUCCCGUCGACGGAGGAUCCCACGCUAUCGUGUCCUAAAGCUGAACGUGUAACACUCGAGCCGUGAGCGCGAAUACCCGAACGACUGCCACUACGAGUGCCUGACCGCUGCUGUCCUGUCACUCGCGUGCGUUAGCUGCGAGGCUAACAGUAGCAGGCACUCCAAUGUGGUGGUCCAUCAGGAUGAUUUGUCAGGAGGGUCCCGCGCCGUCAUCUUCAACCCGGACUACUUUGUGGAAAAGCUCCGCCACGCGAAUGCCGACAUGUUCCUGGAGCUCGUGUUGAGCAACAUCACUCGCCUCAUUGACCUUCCUGGCGCCGAGUUCUCCCAGCUCCUCGGCGAGGAGGGCCCCAAGACCCCCGGAUUCUUCCGCUCGCUCAACUUCCUCAAGCGCAAAGAUAAAGGCGCCAUGUUUGGGACUGCGCUGUCAGAGAGUGGCGUGUCUCACAUGUACCGGCUCAUUGAAUACCUCAGUAAAAAUCUGCAUGUGGAGGGUUUGUUCCGGGUUCCGGGCAACAGUGUGCGGCAGCAGGCCCUGAAGGAGCUCCUGACCAGUGGGGCCGACGUGGACCUGCAGUCUGGAGGAUUCCAUCCCAACGACGCAGCCACACUGCUCAAGGCAUUCCUGGGGGAACUGCCCGAGCCCCUGCUCACGCACAGACACUUCCACGCCCACCUCAAGAUCGCUGAGAUGACGCUGCUGGACGAGCAUGGCAACAAGACAUCGGCGCCCAACAAGGAGCGUCAGACUGAGGCCCUGCAGCUCCUCUUCCUCCUCCUGCCGCCGGCCAACCGCUCCCUGCUCAAGCUGCUGCUGGACCUCCUGUACCACACCGCCAAGCAACAGGAUGCCAACAAGAUGUCCGCCUUUAACCUGGCUCUCAUGUUUGCCCCACACGUGCUCUGGCCACGACAUAUGACAGCCAACGACCUGAAAGACCAUCUGAAGCCCCUCAACAACAGUAUGGCCUUCCUCAUCAGACACUCACAGAAACUCUUUAGGGCCCCAGUGUACCUGAGGGAACAUGCCAGAGCCCACUUCAUGAAGACCACCGCCAUGCGGAGCAAGGAUGACCUGGAGCUGUUGUCACUGAGCAGUCGCCCCGGCCGGCGGGUGGCGUCGCCUCUGAAGCGGCGGGCGGGUGGUCUCGGGGGCACUCCGGAUCAGUGCCCGUCGCCCGCUCAGCAGUAUACAGAGGAGGCGCUCAAGGAGCUCUUCAGACACGUGCACCACAACAUGCCCGACUCGGCUAAGAAGAAAAAGCUGGUCCGACAGUUGGUCAAACAAACCACCUCAACCACCAGCCAGCACGAUGGGCCCAGCAAGAAGCGCCCGCGCUCUCGCUCAUUUGGAGGACUCAUCAAGCGUAAAGCUCGAACCGAUCAGCUGAUGCCGGACGUCGUCGCCAGGGCAACGCACAAACGCGAGAGAGAAAAUGUCAACAUGCAGCAGGUGAAAAGUCCUCUGAAUGGUGGCAGGCACUGCAGGGUGGGGCUAGUGUUGAAAAAUCCUGACUUUGACUUUCACAGGGACAAAGCUGUGAAAAUGUACAAGGACACACCCUCAUCUGUGGCCAGAUUGUUCUCGCCAUCUCAGGAGGUUUCGCUGUAGACGCCGCUGCAGCCGCCAAUUCCUUCAUCCUGCAGCUCCAGCACUAUGACAUUUUCAAACUAUUAAUCUGUCUUAAUAUUGUACUAUUGUUUACUCGUACUGGACACUUCAGUAGGUACACCAGCUCAUGCUAGUCAGGUGUCACUCGUGAAAUGGCCGCUGAGUCUUUCUGACUGACAUCAGCUACCAUGGUAAUUUGAGAGUUUAAAAAUAUUUUUAACACUUUGUGGUACUUUCGGAUUUAAACAGGCCCAUUUCAAGUCAAACCAUGAUUUUUAUUUUUGUAUUUUUAUUUAAAUUAUUAUUAUUUUUUAAGUAUAUUUUGGGUUUUUCGUUUCAAAAAAUGUGAAUUGUUGCGAGUGUACAAGCGAUGACCGCUAGCUAGCUUAGCCCACAAUGACUGUCCUGUUCAUAAGUUACUAUCGUACAGGAAGUGACGACCGCUAUAUACCUUGGGAUUUCUUAGCUUUACCUUGUUUAAUUGACCACUACCAUACAGAAAGGCAUGACUGCUAGUUAGCUAAGCCUUGACGGGCUCCACCAUUUAAGACUACUAUCAUAGUGGAAGUGCUAACUGCUAGAAAGCAUAGUCUCUGUAAACUGUGCCAUUUAUAAGUGACCACGACCAUACAUAAUAGCCACUUUUGUAAAAUACUAUCCUUAUUGUUGUUGUUAUAAUUACUAUAUAUAAAAAAACCUUACUAUUCAGGAUGUGAUGACCAUCAGCUGUCACAGACGGUAGUGUUUAUAUAAACAACUGUUACCAUACAGGAAGCGAUGGCCACGAGCUCGCUCAGACUUCGUAGACUACACUGUUUAUAAAUGGCUGCCACUGUACAGGAAGCUUUCACCACCAUCUAGCGUAGCGUUCUCAGACUAUGCGGUUUAUAUAUGACCACCUCAGUACAGCAAGUGGUGACAUGCUGGCAGCUUACUAUUCGUCAACUCUACUGUUUAUAUAUGACUGCCACCAUACAGGAAGCUAUGACCACCACCUAGCUUAGCCUUCACCGACGGUACUGUUGAUAAACAAUGACUACCAUACAGUAAGGUAGUUAGCAUAGAAUUUGUGGACAGUACUGUUUGUAAAUGGCCGCUAACAUACAUGACGCUAUGACCGCUAGCUAGCUGAGCCUUGACAGACUGAUUGGGUGACUUGACUAGAUACAGUCACCUCUAGUCAAUAUGACAUAUAAUGAUUAUUGACAUGUUGUCGCCAUGUCAAACUACCUGCAUUUCCCUGUUGGCAACAGGCAGCUCCAACCAAUCAAACACAGUUUAUGAAGAAAAUGUAAGUACUGUAGUCUGUAUGCCGUUUGUUUACAGGUAGAAUUGCUGUUACUGGUUUUAUUUUGUUACACUUUUUUUGGGUCCGUUUUUCCACAUUUGGUCAGCUAAAUGUUUGAGUGAGCAGAGAAGUGGACCUUUUUUGCGUCUAAACUGGAAAGGAGGGAUGUUGUUUGGGUGGAAUGGGGGCAGUCAUAUGAGGCUGUGAAUCUAAAGUCAUCAGCGUAAGUGAGAGCCAGUGAUUGGGUGGCUUUGUGGAAGAAUCCCAGCAGGCUUUGCGCUUCCUGGCCCCUGACUGAGUGGAAUUAUGGCGGCGGCGGGCAUUUUCCCAAAUUUUGCGCCUGGUUGAGGCUUGUAUGGAAAACCUGAUAUUUUAUCCGAUAUCCUACUAGUGCACUGAAUUGUCCAUGUACCAUCUUUAUGCGCUUUGUCCUCAUUAGUAAGACAAUUCAGCAUACUAGUAGAACGACUGUCUUACUAGUAAUGUUUUUUUCCCUCAAUACUGACUUCCACUACUGUAUUCUAUUUCUGCACACUGGUUUACAUUUGAAUACUUCUAAUACUACUAGUGAAGAGGUAGAUCUUUGCUAGUAAGAUUUUAUAUCACUAGUACUACUAGUAUCACGCAGUUGUGAACUAAUGCACAGUUUUGCCUCACAGGUAACAUAGUUCUACUAUUGCACAGAAUUGUCUUACUAGUUAGGACAAAGAAUGUACUAGUACAUGGACAAUUCUGCACACCACAAGAAGUUCUUGCAGCACGUGGAUGUGAACUGGUGCAUAGUUUUGCCUGACUAGUAAAGUAGUUUUUCUAGUAUGCACUAUUCGUUCUAUUUGUGUACAGAAAUGUCCUACAGUAGUGGGGGUGGAAAAACACCACGAGUAAGUCAAAUGCUCAACUACUCCGGCAUGGUCAAUCUUCAAGUGCGCUGAAUUGGCUUUCUUGUGAUGACAAAACGUCUGCUAGUACAUGGACAAUUCAGCGCACUAGUAGGUUAUCGAUGAAUGGCCGAGAAGAUAUACUACUUUCAGUUUAGGGAAAGUUUUAUGCAGGUUGUGUUAAUGUGUUUGUGGAACGUGCAAAAUGAACUUCCUCGUCAGAAUUGAUUAAGUCGGCAGCAUUAACAUACAAACUUAAUGUUUACCUGGGAACUUUUUUUUUUUUUUUUUUUUUUUUUUUUUUGUGUGAGAAUCUUAACUUGUUGUCGUGUGAAUGUGAAAUGUUUGUGUUAUGUUUACUAGAGUCAACCUAACGAGCCUUUGGGAGAAACUUCCUCUUUCGGCGUUGUGAUCUUUUCUUGUCAAAUUUUAGAAUUAAAUAACAUGUUCACUGGCCCAAGUCCACUUUUGGAUUAAAACUUUUCUUAAAAACUCUUAUUUUCUCUCUGUCCGCGUUCAUUGUGAAUCAAUUCGAGCUCAUCAGCAGCCUAUCAGCCAGUCCCUUACGAAGCGCAUCUGUAAUGCUCCUAUUUGUCCACCAGAGGGAAACCUGUCGCAACAGUGGCAGUACUUGCCCUCGCUGCUGGCGAUGACGUCACCUGAACCGUUGGUCACGUCAUUAGAUUCAAAAUGACCAUGAAAAACGGUGUCAUUAUUUUGAGUGAUCGAAAAGUAUUUGUAUUGUUGUAGUUUUCAUCAGGUGUACACCUUUUUCUAAUAUUUUGACUCUCCUAGAUACAUUAACAGAGUGCGCACGGAGCCUUUAAAAGUUAGAGAAUUCGAUUUUUGGAAAUCUAAUCCUGAAUUGUAAAUAAAUGACAGAUGGGUUUUCAUGUCUAUUUCAAAUGGAAUAUUGAAAAUGUCUUAAAUAGCUAUAUGGCAAUGUAUGUGGGAAAGCACUGACGACCGCUGGUUAGCUUAGCCUUCGUAAACUGUACUUGGGUAUGUUACUGAAAAUGUCAAACCACCUGUCGAUCAAAAUAGAGGAUACCAUUGGAUAGACAUUUGAAAUAAAAUAAAAUGAGGCCUAGUUUGUAAGAAUAAACGUUUUUAUGCCACUUUU